AUGCUUAGCCGUGCUGUACUUCCUCUAACGAGGCCCAACGUUCUUGCCUCCGCCGUCCGUCUAUCGGUGCUUCCGGUCACCCAUUCGCGAUGGUAUGCAAAGGCUGGCAAGCCCAAGACGCCGUACAAUGUCUCCGAUUCGGUCAAGCCACCCAAACCCGAAAAGCCGACAAACCCUUCGCAACAAGAAUACUCGAGCGAACAGGCUGAAUUCAACACCAAUGCGGAACCCCAGACUUCGAAACCGUCCGAAUCCGACCCAGCACCCGCCGACAAGGAAGCGUCACAAAAGCCGCUCCCCGACCUCACACAGGGAAUUCCUUCCACUCUCGCUGCAGAACUGGAAGCUCGCUCUAAGAACCGUGGUCAGACAACCCUGAAUCUCACCGAAGAUCCUUCGCGCUCCCAAGAAGAUGGCUGGGAUGAUGGUGAUAUUCCGAAGGACGGCUAUGUUUCCUCCCUCGACCGCCGAAAGGCUCGGAUGGCCAACCUGACAUAUGCUCUCUUCCUACUUGCGGGUGCCGGUGGGAUCGCCUACCUGGGACGGAACUGGGAUACUGUAGAGGAGGAGAAGGCCCACCCAGACGUUCCCUCGGGCUGGGGACUGAAUCUCUGGUAUAACCGUGUCAAGGCCCGCUUCAGUGAUAUCACUAGCUACUACAAAGACCCCGCGUUUCCGAAGCUGCUUCCAGACGAGGACCCCAAUCUUCGCCAGCCCUAUACUUUGGUACUGAGUCUGGAAGACCUGCUUGUUCACAGUGAAUGGAGCCGUGAACACGGAUGGCGUGUCGCCAAGCGACCUGGAGUCGACUAUUUCCUUCGCUACCUGAACCAGUACUACGAGCUUGUCCUCUUUACCAGCGUGCCAAGCAUGAUGGCAGACCAGGUGCUGCGAAAGCUUGACCCCUACCGUAUCAUUCGUUGGCCGUUGUUCAGAGAAGCUACCAGGUACAAGGAUGGCGAGUACGUUAAAGAUCUUUCCUACCUGAAUCGGGACCUGUCCAAGGUGAUUUUGAUCGACACUAAAGAGGAGCAUGCCCGUCUACAGCCGGAGAAUGCUGUUAUCCUUGACAAGUGGCACGGUGACCCCAAGGACAAGACCCUGGUUGCGAUGAUUCCCUUCCUCGAAUACAUUGCCGGCAUGGGGGUCGAAGAUGUGCGCCCGGUUAUGAAGUCAUUCGAAGGCACAUCUAUUCCCGAGGAGUUUGCCAAACGCGAGAAGGCCAUGCGUGAGCGGUUUGAGAAGGAACUUGCCGAAGAACAGAAGAAGCGGCCUAAGAUUGGUAUGGGCAGUCUAGCUUCUGCCCUUGGACUGAAGUCCAGGCGUACACUUGAUGGCGAGCAGUCCCCGUCUGAGGGGUUGGCCCAGGGCAAGAUGCUUUGGGAUCAGAUCCGUGAACGGGGUCAGAAGAACUACGAGCUCAUCGAGAAGGAAAUUCGGGAGAAUGGCGAGAAGUGGCUGGCGGAGAUGGCCGCCGAGGAAGAAAAGGCCAGACAGGAGCAGAUGGAGCAAAUGAAGGGCUCCUUCACUGGCAUGUUUGGUGCUGGUAAAAGGGAGUAA
Molecule: messenger RNA, 1560 nt
Organism: Aspergillus tanneri
Lineage: Eukaryota; Fungi; Ascomycota; Eurotiomycetes; Eurotiales; Aspergillaceae
Gene: TIM50
Product: protein translocase subunit TIM50
Exons: 3
Coding region: 1-1560 (519 amino acids)
Molecular function (GO): phosphoprotein phosphatase activity
Source: RefSeq, a predicted model, not a curated record